Molecule: messenger RNA, 3700 nt
Organism: Monopterus albus (swamp eel)
Lineage: Eukaryota; Metazoa; Chordata; Actinopteri; Synbranchiformes; Synbranchidae
Gene: zer1
Product: zyg-11 related, cell cycle regulator
Exons: 16
Coding region: 272-2614 (780 amino acids)
Cellular component (GO): Cul2-RING ubiquitin ligase complex
Molecular function (GO): protein binding
Source: RefSeq, a predicted model, not a curated record
UGACUACUUUCAAACUGCAGACGGCAGCAAUACGCCUUUGCUGCGCCUAAACUGCCGUACCAACGAAGAAGAUGAAGCCAGGAAGAGAAGCAAAAAAUGAGGAGGAGGAGGAGUCUGUUUGUUGACAUCGGACGAAAGCGAAAACCAGAUGAGUGAAGGCUGAUGAUAAUAACUCAAUUUCUCAUCGUCAUCAAGACACGCAGGCUUGGCGAAAGCUAAGGUUCCCUGCACUGCCCUGUCUUUUAUCUGACCCAGAGAAAAAGAGGCUAACAUGGCAGCCAAGGCAGGAGACAACCCGGACAGCCUCAUGACUCUGGCAACAGUCUUCUGCUUGAGGAACCUCAGGAAGACCAUGUGCUACCAGGGAUUCAGGAACAAGCUCUGCCUGCGUUCAGAUAUCUUCCUUCCCAGCGAAAUCUGUGACAAGCUGGUCAACACAUAUAUGGAGUUGGUCCACACAGACAGUAACUUUGAACCAGUAGAGAGUUUCUUCCAACUGUUCUCUGAUCCUCGAAGCACCAGAUUGACCAGGGUUCAGCUGAGAGAAGACUUUGUACGUGACAGAGAUCUGGAGGCCAUUAGAAAACAGGAUCUUAUUGAACUCCACCUCACCUACUGCAACAGCCUGUCAUCUCGCAGUUUGAAAACACUGACUUGCUUCCGUGAGACCUUGGUGUCUCUUUGUCUUUUCGGCUGCAACCACAUCUUCUACAGGAAUUCCAGUGCUCCACUUGCCUGCAAUGAAGACACUGAGGAUGAGGAGGAGGAGAGUCCUGCAUUAGAGACAGACUUUAACUUCCAGGGAUUCAACCGCCUCAGAUUGCUCAACCUGGGUGGUCUACCUGAGGAAGUGGAUGCUGAGACCUUGCUCAAACCUCUGAAGUCACUCACCACACUAGAUCUGUCUAAUGUACCUUUGCUGAGAACAGCUUUUCUCACCCAGUGGAAAGACAGACUGGCCUCUCUUAUUCUCUACAAUGUGGACCUGUCAGAAGAGUUGGUCAGUACAGUAGUGGAACUUGUUAAUCUCAGGCAUCUUGACAUCUCCCGGGAGAGCAGGCGGGUGUUUAAGUUUAAGAUGACCAGAAAAAUCCUGACAUCCAUCGUACAGCAUCUGGUCAAUUUGGUAUCACUAGAUAUAUCAGGUCACAUAAUGCUCGACAACUGCACAGUUCCACACUUUGAAGAAGCUUUGGGGCGGCCAAGCACUGAGCCGUGCAUGAGCAGCAUCUAUCCUUUCCAGGAGCUAAAGAGGCCGCUGCAGUUUCUGGGCUUAUAUGACACCACCCUGUGUAAUGUGACGCAUAUCCCUGCUAAUAAGGUGACUGGAUCAAAGAAUGAAGACCAGGUCCUGAAUGCCAUUGAGGCUUAUACAGACUUUCGCCCUGAGCUGGCCCACAGAGCCAUCAAUCAGCUGUUCGACAUUGCCAGGAUACAACACUGCAAUCAGCUGCUCCGAGCUUUGCAACUUGUCAUAGCAGCGCUGAAGUGCCAUAAAUAUGACAAGAGUAUCCAGGUAACGGGCAGUGCUGCUCUGUUCUACCUGACCAACACAGAGUACCGCAGUGACCAGAGUGUGAAGCUGCGCAGAGAGGUCAUUCAAGUGGUGCUAAAUGGAAUGGAGCAGUACCAGGAGGUCACUGUCCAGAGGAACUGCUGCUUGACUCUGUGUAACUUCAGUAUUCCAGAGGAGCUGGAGUUCCAGUACACUCGGGUCAACCAGCUGCUGCUUAAAAUCUUGGAGCCAGCCAGGCAGGAUGAGUCCAUCCAGAGAAUCGCUGUUCACCUGUGCAACGCUUUGGUCUGUCAGGUGGACAACCAUCACAAGGAAGCAGUUGGAAAGAUGGGCUUUGUCAAGACAAUGUUGAAUUUAAUUCAGAAGAAGCUACAGGACAGGAUGUGUGACCAGGUGAUGGAGUUUUCCUGGAGCGCUCUGUGGAACAUCACUGAUGAGACGCCUGACAAUUGUCAAAUGUUCCUCAAUUGUCGGGGGAUGAGUCUCUUUCUGGAGUGUCUUCAGGAGUUUCCAGAUAAGCAAGAGCUUCACCGCAACAUGCUAGGGCUUUUGGGAAAUGUUGCUGAGGUCAAAGCUCUGAGGCCACAGCUGCUCACACCACAGUUCAUUUCUGUAUUCAGUAACCUUCUGGACAGUAAGGCUGAUGGGAUUGAGGUGUCAUACAAUGCAUGUGGCGUGCUUUCACACAUCAUGUUUGAUGGGCCAGAGGUUUGGUCAAUGAAAGAGCCACAGAGAGACACAGUAAUGGACAAGAUGUGGGAUGCCAUCCAGAGCUGGGAUGUCAGCUCACGCCGCAACAUCAACUACAGGUCAUUUGAGCCCAUCCUGCGUCUGCUGCCCCAGAACAUCUCCCCUGUCAGCCAGCACUGGGCCACAUGGGCUCUUUACAACCUGGUUUCAGUUUACCCAAGCAAGUAUUGCCCCCUGCUGAUAAAGGAAGGAGGAAUAAGUCUUUUGGAGAAAGUUCUGGAACUGGAGAGCUCACAGCCAGAGACAAAGGAUAUGGCCAGGAAAGUAAUGGAGCAGUGUGAAAACUUCCAAGAAGACCCCAUGGAAACAAAUAAUGUACAUGAGGUAAUUUAUGGACAAAGAGGCUGAUGCUAAUCAUGAUGCCAUGAUUCCCAGCAAGCAUCAAGCAAGCCAACUGAAGGCCCCCUACUGUCAUCAAGGUUCAGUUUUGUGCAUUAUUUUUAUUUUUAGCAUUAUUUUGUAGAGCAGAACUGUGUCUCUUGCCCUCUUCACAGCAAUUUUAAUACAACCUUAAAAUUUGACACAUAGGACUUACGAUAUGGUGCAUGGUGUUUUGUUGUGAGGGUGCUUACCUUUGCUGCACAUAAGAAUCUCUUGUGUUGGGAUAGGUUUGAGGUGGUGGGUCACUGUUAUCGCUCAGUGUGUGUGUGAGAAAGACUUAAUGACAGAACAGACCAUUUGGAGUGAUGCUUGAUUGUCAGUGUAAGGAAAGAGAAGUGCUGCUGAGCUCACUACUGUUCAUUGUAACUAUGAAUGAAAGGCUAAAGACCAUGUAGUGUCCUGCAUCACCAUCAGAGGUCUCAGCUCACACACAGUCACAUUUGCUCAUGCUCAGGCCACUGAGCUGUGGCCAGAUAUGCAGUUAAAAUUAGCCAUUAUGUGUGUAGGCUGCAGAGAAGCAUCACACUGGUGUUAAUGGGAGGGAAGUCUUCCCAGACCUUGUGGCAUGAUGAUGGACUUCUUUGUUAUAUAUGUAAAUAUUCUCUGUUUGUCUCAUUCUUUUACUGUCUGUAUGUUUUAUAAUAUAACUGUAACACUCUUGACUUAACUUGGUAUUAAUUUUGAGUUGACUGACAUAUGGUCAUUGCUAAGAAACUAUACAAAGAAUACCCAGUCAUUCAGAUGUAAUCUAGAAAUCCUGGAGUCUCUUGGUUCAUUAAAGGAUCAUUUAGAUUUAGUUCAACCUUGAUUCUCUUUUUAAUUAUCUGGCAUAUUAACCUAAUUCUGGUGACUGCUCUUGCUGGAAUCAGUAGUCUGCGUCAAAUAUGAGAGCAAAGCAAAACAGACAAAGAUACACUAUAUGGCCAAAGUAUGGGGACAGUAAAGGCACAGUGCACCAACAAAUGGAUUUUCUAGUUUGGUAUGGAAGAAUCUGACUGAUCUGCAGAGAGCCCUGACUUCAACGUCAUCUGAGAUCUUUGGGAUGAAUCAGAA